This is a messenger RNA of Dendronephthya gigantea, 780 nucleotides long. RefSeq names its product ATP-dependent DNA helicase PIF1-like. Gene Ontology annotation, molecular function: DNA helicase activity. The record is from RefSeq and is a predicted model, not a curated record. NCBI's taxonomy places the organism in Eukaryota, Metazoa, Cnidaria, Anthozoa, Malacalcyonacea, Nephtheidae. Gene Ontology annotation, biological process: DNA repair; telomere maintenance. The coding region runs from base 1 to 780 and encodes 259 amino acids. The transcript has a single exon.
AUGCUUGGUCAAGUUACUUUUGGUUGGAUAGAUAAGCGUUGUAAACAAGCAACUGGUCAUAAUCAGAAAGUAUUUGGUGGGAAGUCAUUGAUUUUAACUGGUGAUCCAGGUCAAUUGCCACCAGUGGCAGAUAAGCCUCUCUAUCAUGCUAACCCAUCAAAUGCUGUUGGUGAGCAAGGUUAUCAAGCGUAUCAUAUGUUUGACAAAGUUGUUAAGCUUACUGUAAAUCAACGUGUGCAGGGUAUGACACAUGAACAAAUACAGUUCAGAGAUCUGUUGUUGCGACUUCGCAAAGGUGAGUCAACAGUUGAUGACUGGAAAUUACUUCUCACACGUCAACCAUCCAAUGUCAUUAAUUUAGGCGUCUUUCAAGAUGCUACUAGACUUUUCUAUAGUAAUGAACAAGUUGCAAAUUACAAUAAUGAACAGCUAACAAAACUUGAACAUCCAACUGCUCAUAUCAAUGCUCGCCAUUCCUCUGCACUGGCCAAAAAGAUGUCGCCAGAUGAUAUGUCUGGUUUGGAACCUGUUGUAUUUCUAGCAAAACGUGCCAGGGUCAUGUUGACCAUGAAUUUAUGGUCAAGUGUUGGCCUCUGUAAUGGAGCUACUGGAACAGUUGUUGAUAUUGUCUAUCAGAACAACCAUCAACCACCUGACUUGCCUAUUGCUGUCAUUGUUGACUUUGAGAACUAUAGAGGUCCUGCUUUUAAUGUGAACAAACCUUCUUGUGUUCCGAUAUGUCCAAUCAGUCUCGUCACAGUCAGAAUCUGGGUUUCAUGA